Molecule: messenger RNA, 1342 nt
Organism: Pelagomonas calceolata
Lineage: Eukaryota; Pelagophyceae; Pelagomonadales; Pelagomonadaceae
Source: the annotation of a GenBank genome assembly
CGUCGGCGGUGGCGCGUGCCGCUGGUGUCCUCGGAUUUCAAAAUCGGGGCCGCGGGCGCGGAAGAAGGUGCGCAGGUCCUUUGGAUGAGAACUUGACUGGGCCGGCGCGGGCGCGCGUCGAAGGCCAACGACUGGCAGCGUGCGUCGGGCAGGAGCUGAGGAGACCUCGAGACGUCCCAGUUGGUCAAAGCCGCCGAGUAUUGGCCCCAAAACUAGGAUUGACUGCCGGGAGUUUGCUUGCUAGUGUGUUACCACACGCUAGCUGCGCAAGCUAGGCGGCCCGGCCGUACGAGCUUUGUACGGUAGUGUGCCGCACGCGAGGACCGUCAGUGGCCCCAUUCGUGCCCACGGAGGGGCCGCACCAGCGGUUCGGGCAGAGGCGUGGAAUUCAAGCACCUCUCACGACGUCGCCGCGACAGCCCUCUCUCGAGACGCACCGCAGCGAUGCCAGUCCGCCUCGUGAUACGUAACUUCCCGCCACACGUCGAUGCUGAAAACGCGUCGGCCUUUGUAGCUCAAGCCGCAGCGCGCGGCGCGCCGGUCCGCUGCGAGACCCUGUACUACCGCCGAGGCAAGCCAAAGACGAAGCGCGGCGUCCGCCUCGGCUCGUUGUAUGUGGAGGGCGAUAAUGAUGAGGCGCUCGCCGAGCAACUCGCCCGGGCGGGGCCGCCGCCGCCGCCGCCGCCGCCGCCACCUUCAGACGACACGCAGCCGCCGCCUCCACCAUCAAAACGGCCGCCCGUGCCGCUCGUCGUCGAACGCGCGGCCUUCGACCGCGUGUUUCGGGCGCCGACGCGCCCGGACCGCCGCGCGGGCACGUGGCUCGAGUCGCCGGAAUACGCCGCAUUUAAAGCUUAUGACCCGCGCCAAGCUCGCCCGAAGACGAAGCGCGACACGCCCGUCGCGCUCCUCGACUACCUGAACGCGCACGGCUCCGUGUUUCGCAAGGCUGGUAUAACCGCUAAGAAGCCGAAGAAAAAAAAGAAAAAGAAGGUUGCGGAGGAUGGCGCGAAGAAGAAGCCGAAGAAGAAGCGGGAAUGGCCUCGGAAAAAGAAGGAGCGGCCCGUGAUCCGGCCGCCCGCCGCCGCGUGAGCGCGUCGCGCCGAUGGCGUCUUGGCGCGGGCGACGAGUUGCGGGCGACGUUGCUUUCGAGCGUCGCGCCGACAGGGUGCUUGCGCCCCCCUACGCCACCGACGCGUGCGAUACCGCGUCGACGGCGGCGUACGUACGCGGGCCGACGCGGGACGGCCCCGCGGCUGGAGGGCGACGCGCCGACCGCCGCGCCUAGACGACUAAUUAACGAAGUGUGCACUGAAAGGUGAAUUCUUAGCCCCUCUCCAAA